Molecule: messenger RNA, 1756 nt
Organism: Dermatophagoides pteronyssinus (European house dust mite)
Lineage: Eukaryota; Metazoa; Arthropoda; Arachnida; Sarcoptiformes; Pyroglyphidae
Gene: Idh3g
Product: Isocitrate dehydrogenase (NAD(+)) 3 non-catalytic subunit gamma
Biological process (GO): tricarboxylic acid cycle; isocitrate metabolic process
Cellular component (GO): mitochondrion
Molecular function (GO): NAD binding; oxidoreductase activity, acting on the CH-OH group of donors, NAD or NADP as acceptor; magnesium ion binding
Source: RefSeq, a predicted model, not a curated record
GUUUUCGUUAAAAAAAACAAUAAAAUAACCUAUCAUUAUCAUCACUAAGGAUUCAAUUUCAUAUAGAGUUUUUUUUAUUUUCAUUCUAUGAUUUUUUUUCGUGAAAUAUAUUGUUAUAGAAUCCAGAAUCGAUUUUUUUUUGUACGAAAAACGAAAACAAUAAUUCUGCUCGAUCGGUGUGAAUUUGGUAAUUGUUUUGUUUUCUUGAAAUAAACAAGAAAUUUGAAAAAAAACAAUGUCAUUCUGGAUCGGUAAUACAGCCGGAAUGGCAACAAAAUUAUUAUCAUCACCACAUAUGAUGAAUAUAACACGAAUGACUAGUACACCGUUUUUGAUGAAAAAGAAUAUUCAAUCAGAUAAUCAAUCAAUUCGUUCAUUUUAUAAUGAAGCUGAAACGAAAAAAUAUUUUACACGAGCCAAAUAUGGUGGUCGUCAUAUGAUAACAGUAUUGCCCGGUGAUGGUAUUGGACCCGAAAUGGUUCGUUAUGUACGUGAAAUGUUUCAAGUGGGUGGUUUUCCUGUUGAUUUUGAAGAAGUACAACUUGAUUCACAUAAUGAAGAUCCGGAAAAUAUGAUUGAAGCAAUCACUUCAAUUCUACGUAAUGGUGCUGCAAUCAAAGGAAAUAUUGAAACACGUGAACAUUCAAAGUAUUUUCUAUCACGUAAUGUUGAACUACGAUUACGAUUGAAUUUAUUUGUCAAUGUUGUACAUUGUAAAUCAAAUCCGGGUAUUAAAACACGUCAUAAGGAUAUUGAUAUUAUAUUGAUACGACAAAAUACUGAAGGUGAAUAUUCAUGUUUGGAACAUGAAAGUGUUGAUGGUGUUGUCGAAAGUUUAAAGAUUGUUACAAGAGAAAAGACUGAACAAGUUGCUCGUUAUGCAUUUGAUUAUGCACGUUCACAUAAUCGUAAAAAAUUAACAUGCGUACAUAAAGCUAAUAUUAUGAAAAUGGCAGAUGGUUUAUUCUUGAAAGUUUGUACGGAAAUCGCUAAAGAAUAUCCAGAUAUUGAAUUCAAUAAUAUGAUUAUCGAUAAUUGUUCAAUGCAGUUGGUAUCCAAUCCAAAUCAAUUUGAUGUAUUAUUAUUGCCUAAUCUUUAUGGAAAUAUAUUGACAAAUAUUGCCUGUGGAUUAGUUGGUGGUCCAGGUAUUACAUCCGGACGAAAUUAUGGUCCCACUCAUGCCGUUUUUGAAACUGGUACACGUAAUACCGGUAAAAAAGUUGCCGGUAAAAAUGUAGCCAAUCCAAUUGCAAUGUUGAAUGCAUCAGUUGACCUAUUGGAUUAUCUUCAAUUAGAAUCCUGUGCUGAUAUUGUUCGUGAUGCUAUUUAUAAAGCAAUCAAUAUUGAAAAAUUACAUACAUUAGAUAUGGGUGGUAAUGCCAAAACAUCCGAUGUUGUUAAUUUUAUUAUUGAUGAAGUUAAUUCACAAACCAAAAUCAAAGCCUAUCAAGCUCGAGGUUAAUAUAUUGAUAAUAAUAAUAAUAUAUCAAUAUGAUGAUGGUGAUUUGAGAAUUGAUUGAAUUCAAUUCACCUGAUUUAUGGCCAAUAUAAACAUACACACAUACACACACUGAAUAUUCGUCCUUAACAUCUUUUCACUUUUGAUUUGUUUACAGACUGACUGAAAAAACAAACAAACAAACAAAACAAUUAAUUAUUCAAAUUAUUACUUGUACAAAUAUAAGUUUUCAAUACAAUUUCAUUGUUAGAAUCAAAAUUUUUAAAUAAAAUAAAAUCAAAUGGAAUAAAAACGAAU